Melanotaenia boesemani (Boeseman's rainbowfish) is the source of this 3030-nucleotide messenger RNA. RefSeq names its product zinc finger and BTB domain containing 49 (gene zbtb49). The record is from RefSeq and is a predicted model, not a curated record. The transcript is spliced from 8 exons. Gene Ontology annotation, biological process: regulation of transcription by RNA polymerase II. Gene Ontology annotation, cellular component: nucleus. Gene Ontology annotation, molecular function: DNA-binding transcription factor activity, RNA polymerase II-specific; protein binding; RNA polymerase II cis-regulatory region sequence-specific DNA binding. Bases 98 to 2458 code for a protein of 786 amino acids. NCBI's taxonomy places the organism in Eukaryota, Metazoa, Chordata, Actinopteri, Atheriniformes, Melanotaeniidae.
GUGACGUACUAUUAGAGUCGAAAAGUGACCCAUCAUCCCAAUAAGAGAUGGCAUGAUUUAAUAAGUUGAUACUGAGUGGUUCAUCAGCUGAGUGACCAUGGAUACCCUGUCCAGCCACAGCUCCUACCUACUCCAGCAGCUUCAGGAGCAGAGGAUUCAGGGGCUGCUCUGUGAUUGCAUGCUGGUGGUUAAGGGUGUCUGCUUCAAAGCACACAAAAAUGUCCUGGCUGCUUUCAGCUCCUAUUUCAGGUCUUUGUUCCAAAACUCUCCCAGUCAGAAGAAUGAUGUGUUCAACCUGGUUAUCCAAGAUGUUGGUGGCAUUGGGCAAAUAUUGGACUACAUGUAUACGUCCCAUCUUGACAUUAACCAAGACAAUGUACAAGCACUUCUGGACAUUGCUCAGAAUUUGCAGGUUCCAAAUGUGCAGAGCAUGUGUAAUGCUUUCCUCAAACCUUGUCCCCCACCUGUGGAAAUGCCUUCAUUUACUCUUCCAGGCAUGCUAAGCUCAGAGCAUGACUGUCUUUUGGGGAGUAGUCUUCCUCAUGAUGUUGACCUUCACUGUGCUCCUGAACCCCAGAGGCCUGGCUUCUACAGUGACAUGGACCAUGCUAGAAGGAUGCCAAUUUCAGUUCCCAACAGCAACUCAAACUUUGACAUGCCAAACAGCUCCCAGACACCUGCAGAAAAACUAAUUCAUGGAUAUAAGCUUCGCAAUUUCAACAGUAAACAGUACUUCAAACAAAGUGCAAUUCAGACUAGUAGUGCAGCUUUAAACCAAGGCUCAUCCCAUUUGGUGUCGAUAGAAGAGCAGCAGUGUCAGCUUGGAAUCAACCAGGGUGGCAACAACUCCCAUGUGAGCUCAGGAAACACAGUUCAGCCUAACCCUUCUUGCACAUCUAUAGCAGUGGAAAAAACCCCUGUUUCCUCUUUGACACCCUCUGAUAAUUUAAACAUCCCUAACUCUGAGUCGUAUGAUUCCAUGAUCAAUAAACCUGUCCGCCCAAAGAAGGCUGUGUACUUGAAGAAGUAUAACUACCUCCGGUCUCAAAAGGCUCUGGAGGAAAUGUGUGCUCAAUCAGUUACUGAACCAGUGAUCAGCUGUCCCAAAGAGAGCCAUCAAGAGGAUUCAGUGGUGCAAUGUGAUGCUCCAGAGGCUCCAGUAGAAGGCAGCACUGCAAGUAGAGAAGAGACUUCAGAGACACCAGAUGUCCAUCUUCCCAGUCCUCCUCCAGUUGACCAUGAGGAGCAAAAUUUGAAGCCUGCUCCAGAGCCUCCACAGCAAACAGGACACAAGCAGUACUGUUGUGAGAUUUGUGGAAAGAUCUUCAAACAUCCAAGCAACUUGGAGCUGCACAAGCGUUCACAUACUGGUGAGAAGCCCUUUCAGUGCAAUAUUUGUGGGAAACACUUUUCACAGGCCGGAAAUUUACAGACGCAUUUGCGACGACAUUCUGGGGAGAAACCGUACAUCUGUGAGUUAUGUGGUAAAAGCUUUACCGCAUCAGGGGAUGUCCACCGCCACAAAGUGGUUCACACAGGAGAGAAGCCACAUCUGUGUGACAUAUGUGGCCGAGGAUUUAACAACUUGAGCAAUCUCAAGGAGCACAAGAGAACUCAUACAACAGACAAAACCUUCACCUGUGACCAGUGUGGAAAAUCCUUCAACACACACAGAAAGCUUUUGAAGCACAAGGCACGGCAUGCUGGGGAAAAACCACACAGCUGUGCCACCUGUGGGAAAUGCUUUAUUGGCUCAGGAGAUCUGCAGCGUCACAUACGAUCACACACUGGUGAGAAACCUUAUAUCUGUAAUACCUGUGGAAAGAGCUUCACCCGGUCUGCCAUGUUGAGGAGACAUAGCAACAUGCACUGCAAGGGGCCUCAAGUUGACAGCCCAGUCACGGUCAGCUGUGAGCAGACUCAGAGCUCAGGUGAAGCAGCCUCAUUCGCCAAACCUGUCAGCCACAAUAAACCACCCUCUGCUACCAAUGAGCAGCACUUCUCUGCUAUAAUACCUAGCACGGGGUUAGAUAAGUCCUCCCCACCUGCUCCUUCUUCACCACACGCCACAUCACAUAUCGAGACACCACCUCCCAGCAUGCAGCUUAGCCCAGCACCGACCCCCCUUCCAGAGCUGCGCUCCCUGGUUCCCCAUCACCUCCUGUCAUCUAGCCACCAGGAGAAAGGUGCUGCUCUACUUGCCACAGACCACAUAAAGCUGGCCAAACCCCAUGAGACUCAGGAAGCUGUGUAUGGUCCAUAUGCGGAGAAUGGGAAUAUGUCUGUUGACAGAGACGCAGCAGGGAGACCAUACCUGCCUCCCACAGACAAUCACUGCAGUUCCAUCACAGGUUCCAGCAGACAUUACAGGCCCAGUGAAGGCCAGUUUAUCUCCAGUGUAACUCUGUGGGGCCUGGCAAUGAAAACUCUGCAGAAUGACAACGACAUGGAGCAGUAAAAUAUUUCAUUAGUUUAAGCACAGCAGAUGCCGAUUAUAGAACAUGCGUUUUGGAUCCAGAUUAUAUAAAUGGUGGAUUGUGGGAGGACACAAGGAUGAAAUGGUAAUAAUCUUAUUACUUCAAUUUAUGUGGAGCUGGUACACAAAAAGAAAAUAAGUGCUGCCAAAACUUAUUAGCUAUUUAAUGACCUUUGUAAAGUUGCAUUUUGCUGCAUUUUAAUAUGCUGAAUGUUGCUAAUCAGAGAUGAAAACUUCUCAUUAGGCUGUGACUUUGUUAGCAACAGUAGUAAAUCUUGAGAGAGAAGAGUGCAGCAGCUGUUUUCAAUCAUCUAUGAGUCAGUGCAGGUUACCUUUUUAGUGGUCUGAUGUGUAAGAAAUAGAUUUUUUUAUUGUUUUGUUUGUUCACAUGUUUUGCUUUACAGUUGAUUAAAAAAGUCUAAAUUGUUUAACUUUUGGAUAUUUUUGAAUUGUGGAUUUACAGCUCUGCACUUUUGUAUGUUUGUGUUUAAAAUGUUGGCACAUUUUCAUUGUAAUUUCAGAAGAAUUAUAUUCAUAAAGCAAUAAAACUAUUA